This is a messenger RNA of Culicoides brevitarsis, 2598 nucleotides long. RefSeq names its product protein EFR3 homolog cmp44E (gene stmA). The transcript has 5 exons. The coding region runs from base 115 to 2469 and encodes 784 amino acids. Gene Ontology annotation, cellular component: plasma membrane. Gene Ontology annotation, biological process: protein localization to plasma membrane. The record is from RefSeq and is a predicted model, not a curated record. NCBI's taxonomy places the organism in Eukaryota, Metazoa, Arthropoda, Insecta, Diptera, Ceratopogonidae.
AAGCAGUCGAUUAUUGAUACAAAAAAAAAAUAAUCUCUCAACUUUCCUUAAUUUUAUCUGAGAUUCCUUCGAUAUCUCCGUCAACAUCUCCGCGAUAAUUUUCGUACAUCGACAAUGGGCAGCAUUUGUGGUUGUUGCGGUUGCUGUUCCGCUCUGAGACCUCGAUACAAGCGUUUAGUUGACAACAUCUUCCCCGUUAACCCCGACGAUGGACUCGUCAAGUCAAACAUGGAGAAACUCACUUUUUACUCCCUCAGUUCUCCGGAAAAGUUGGAUCGGAUUGGGGAGUAUUUGUACCAAAAAGCGACGAAAGACAUCAAUCGUCGACGUUACAAGCUGGUUGAAAUUGCAAUGGAGGCCAUGGAUUCACUGUUGAUUGCGUGUCAUGCUCAAACGUUGAAUUUGUUUGUUGAAUCAUUCCUGCGGAUGGUGCAAAAGUUGUUGGAAGACUCGAAUCCGCAUUUGCAGAUCAUGGCAACGAAUUCUUUCGUUCGUUUCGCCAACAUCGAAGAAGACACCCCGAGCUACCAUCGCCGUUACGACUUUUUCAUCUCGAAAUUCUCUUCCAUGUGUCACGGCAUCCACGACGACCUCGAAAUGCAGAAAAAUAUGCGUUUCGCCGGCAUCAAGGGCUUGCAAGGCGUCAUCCGAAAAACCGUUUCUGACGACUUGGUCGAAAACAUUUGGGAAAAACAACACAUGGAAAAAAUCGUUCCUUCUUUGCUAUUCAACAUGCAAUCUGGACCGCUGACGAGCAUCGAAGAAGACAUAAAUCCGGCAUCGACACCUUCCGCCCUUGCCGAAUCAGUAUUACGGGAACUCGUGAGUCGCGCCUCAUUUAGUCACAUCCGCGCCGUACUAAAACCGCUGUUAACGCAUUUGGAUCGUCACGAUUUAUGGGUCCCGAACAAAUUCGCAAUUCACACUUUCCGUAUUGUGAUGAUUUCGAUUCAACCGCAAUAUUCGUAUACCGUCGUUGAGACGUUGAUGGCGCAUUUGGAUCAAAAUUCGAGUUCAUCGCCGAAGAUAAAAACCUCGAUAGCGGUUGUUUUGUCGAAAAUUAUCGCAAUUGCCGCUGGAGAAAGUGUCGGACCUUCUGCGUUGGAUAUCAUCAAUAAUUUGUUGAAUCACUUGCGAACAAGUGUCAAAAUGCAACAAGAAUCGUCUCCGGAAGCGACUUUGUAUCAAGAAGCUCUCAUCAAUGCAUUAGGCGAAUUUGCGAAUCACCAUCCCGACUACCAAAAAAUCGAAAUAAUGCUCUUUAUAAUCAACACGGUGCCAGAUUUGUCGAAAACUUCGAAGGAUGACUUACUUUUGCAAAGUAUUUUAUUGAAAUCCUUACUCAAAGUCGGGGUCCAGUAUCGCACAACUUCCUAUGAAAAAGCUUUUCCGGCGUCAUUUUUGCAACCUUUGAUGAAAAUGGCACGUGCGCCGCAUCCCCAAACCCGAAUGUUGGUCAUGGAAAUUUUUCAGGCACUUUUGGAUCGUCACUCGAAUAAUUCCGUGCUGGAUGUCGUCAAUCUCAGCAACUACCCGGGCCUGUCAAUUGAGCCGCCAUCACGUUCUGACAACAUGUUUAUGCACAAAUAUGGCGCCCGCAUCAUGCAAGCCUUGAUCGAUGGCAUCGCCAAAGACGAUGAUGUCGAUGCGACAAUUUCCUUCUUCAAAACUUCAGCUUUGCUGAUCAUCGAGAUGGCUUGCACCGAAACCAUUCAAGAAUUUCUCCUUUUUAUCCUCGGAUUUCAACAUGCGGCGACUUCUUCGGACAUUUUAAGCAAUCCCCAUAAAUGCAACUUGCACAUUGUCACGAUCGUGUUGUCAAAAAUCCUCGCCAAGGUCACGGGAGUGACAAAUUUAGCGGAAUACGUUGAAAAAAUCAUCGCAGCGAGACAAGAAGAAGUCACUUACCUGCUGCCGCCCAUGAUCGAAAGUCACAAAACGAUGCAAAACGCAAAUUUAAAUCUUCCCCAUUUGAUGCUCGAUAAAUUGGCGCUCGCGGAGGCUCUUCAAGCAUCCGGCAUGGAAUUCAAUCGCAUCCAAACCGGAACUCCUUACUGUUUUUCGGCGCUGGAUGCCUCCCAAAGACCUUCCUGGGCAGAAAAUAUGCCGAGAUCAAGUAUUGCUGACACAAGUACGUACAACAAUGACAACGACAGUGUCGGAAGUUCCCCGGGUGUCAUUAAAAAAUCUCUUCCAUCGGAUUAUAAUUUCGAAUCGAUGAAACGAAUGUUGGCGGAACCCACGGAACGGUCAAAACGCGAGGCGAGAGAUAAGGAAAUUCAGAUUAUUCGGGCGUUUCGGGAAAAUGACUUUGAUGAUUUGAUUCGGAGAACGGAGCCGAAACAUGAUGUCAUCCAGAACAGACUCAAUGAGUUGUUUAAUUCGUUAGGUACGGAAAGGGCGACGCAAGUUGAUGGCAAGAUGCAGAAAAUUUAUGAGAAUAAUUUUCCGGAGUUGUUCUUUUAUUAAAAAAAAAUGGAAAGUUGUUGAUUGUUGUUAAUUAAAAAGAAAAAAAAAUUAUUUGAAUUUUUAGGAGAAGAAAUAAAAUUUGGGAGAAGGACGAUGGGUUAAAUGUCUUUAAUGUUAUAUUGGUGAAUA